Scatophagus argus is the source of this 3626-nucleotide messenger RNA. RefSeq lists its product as uncharacterized. The coding region runs from base 117 to 920 and encodes 267 amino acids. Gene Ontology annotation, cellular component: nucleus. NCBI's taxonomy places the organism in Eukaryota, Metazoa, Chordata, Actinopteri, Scatophagidae. The transcript has 2 exons. Gene Ontology annotation, molecular function: transcription regulator activity. The record is from RefSeq and is a predicted model, not a curated record.
CCCCCUCCCCGUUGCCGUGGAUAGACCGAACAUUCCUCAUAUUCCUGGGGCUCGGUAGUAGAGGAACGCGGCGCGGAAACGAAACGAGCCGAAGACACGACGGAUUCACUCAGCUCAUGACUCUUUCGAAGGGCACGUCGAUGUUGGGUCGCGGUGUGAAACGGAAGUGGAGCUGCCUGGAGGAGCUGGAGGCCGAGAGCCUCCCUGCCGCUGCAGAAAAGGAGAAGAACGGGGACGAAGACCCGGAAGAUGAGAGCGGGUUCCUCGUGGCUCCGUCCAAAUCUGACAUGAGCCACCUGCAGCAGCGUCAGCUGGUGCUCGGCCUCUGCUUGGAGAAGCUCCAGCACUACCAGGCUGGGGUGGAGCUCAGCCUGCGCCGCUCCGUGUUGCUCAUCAACACGCUUAAGCAGAUCCAGGAGGACAUGCAGAGCGACGGGGCAGGACCAGAGGUGCUCCUCAACGGCGUCCACGCCGACUCCUGCCUUCUCAGAGACGACAUCAGGGAGGACAUGGCGGUUACAUGCCCUGGCUGUGCGGAGGGCGAUGGCGACAGCCUCUCCCUGUCUCCGCCGCUGUCCCCAGAAUUCCCCUCUCAGGAGGCAAACAGCUCACCCGAUCAGCAGAAAUCACUUCCCGCUGCGACGAUCAAUGCUUUCAGCGAUGCAGUAAACGCCAUGGGCUACCUCAGCGACCUCGCCCUGGACGACAUCUUUGAGGACAUUGACACAUCAAUGUACGAGACUUCAGAUCUGCCUUCCGCCUGGGCAUCGGGCUCACUGUGGCCCGUCAGUUUGACGCUUUGGGGGGACGAGGACGUUAAAACGCGCUCGUCCAGCCACGCCUCAGCUGGGAGUCUCCAGUCGUGUCUGAUGGACCUGAACGAGCUGGACCACAUCAUGGAGAUUCUGGUAAAGUCCUGAUCGACAAGACGAACUCCUGAACAUUUACUGCACUUCGAGAAUCCAGAAUUCUGAGGCUGAUCACAGCUGCUCCAGUUGAAAGCGGAGACGGGGAACAAGGACUGAUCUGAGAGACGAAGGACUUAAAUGUGACCUUGGAUUUUUAAGGCUCCAUCUGAUAUUUUGGUUGAAAUUAAGAUUAUGUGCACAAGCUUUUGCCUCAAAUUGGACAUGAAAUAUUUAUUAAAGGGAGGGGGGUCUAAAAUGUCUCGUGACAUUAGGAAACAUCCAGCCAUCCAACACUUUCAUACUGUAUAUAUUAUAUAUAUAUAUAUUUAUAUAUAUAUAUUAUAUAUAUUUAUACAUUUGUGUAUAAGAUGGGUAACAUGCAGAAAUUUCUACAAGUGCCAGUAGAAUUGAAUGGUAGAAAGUAUUACUGUUGACAAUCAACAAGGAGACCAAUUUCUGCGUACGCCUUAGCACAGCUAAGCUAACAGCUCUGCACUUUCAGGACAGUUCAUAUAUUGAGUAAUGAGUGAAUAAUCUGCAGUAAAAGUACAUGAGGCACGUCUAGAUGUACACUGUUGGUACACCAAAAGUGCAGUGCAACACUUGUAAAGGAAGUGUUGUAACGGACAGAGUUAAGCAGCGCAAACUGAUGCCAUGUAACAGUAUGAGUGUCUGAAGUGGACUUUCCUUAAUUCUGUACAAAUGUGAACACAGAUGGAACCUUAAAUUUCCAGUUUCGUGGUGUUUAUGCCACUUUUCUCUCCUGUUUUAAAGCAGCAGCACCUCUCUGAGUUAACCCACUGCUCAGGACGAAGAAACGUGAGCUGCCAUGGUUGUCGCUCAGGCUGUUAAAUCAGACCCGGGUUGAUUAUUAAUUGAAAUCCCUUCAAUUACUCAAGAGAGUGUGUUGCAGCCGGCCAGGAGGGCAAAGGCCUGGGAUUCCUUUCAGUACUGGGACUGAAUGGCUUUUAUUGGCCCAUGUAAGAUCUUUAAAUUAGAAAGUGACUUCAGCCAAGAGUCUUGAUGGCUGUGGUCAUGCAGUCAAAGAGUGGACAGUGUUUUGGCCUGUGAAAAGAAGGAUGUGGCUACUGAAUUUGGGGAUUCACCAGCCAAAGAAGUAAGUUUCCAUCCCCGGGAGAUGAAUGCUUCACGUCACAUCAGAAGAACCAUCGAAAUGGGUGGCAUCUUGUCGCUCCGGUAUAGAAACGGUAAAACGUCUAAUGUUAUUCUUAUUUAUGAAUGAAAAAUCAACCACAACUGCAGCAGAUAUUAUUUGUUCUUUGUACGUAGAGUCUUUUGUUUGGGUGUGAGUGUAACUUAUAAUUCAUAUUCUUUAUGACCUUGUCCUGUCAGCGUACUGGCCGCCAUCAGGUCUGCUGCUUUUGCCCCAUUUGUGACACCAAAUGGAGCGAGAUCAGAGCCUCGUAUAAGAAACACAUUUUUCCUUACACCACAAGGUUGACGUGAACAGUUUCUCUGCCUCGGCAGCUCGUAUUUACGGUAAAUGCAACACGUCGUGAACGCAGCAUGAAGCAUGUGUUUAAAUAGUAAUGUAGUGGUUCUGACUGAGGAGCUGAUCGCCUCGAGUCAACAAUCAGGACGACUCUGCCAUGUCUCAGAAUUGUAAAUGACAAACAGAAUUCUAUGUAUUUUUAUGGCCAUGAUGGUAUGAAUUUUUAUGGCAAUGUUGGGAGUUUUUUUAAAAGCAUUUUUAUAUGUAUUUCUACCUUAAACUGUCCCGUGGAAGAGAUGCAGCAAGUGAAGGACUAAAUUGAAGCAGAUGUUGGACCUUCACAGUAUGUGGUUUACACCUGUUCUACCUCCUGAUGUUUCUGUUUGUUGUCGGUCUACCUGGACACUCCUGCUUCACACUGCGAGCCACGGACUAUCCGUCAUGCUAAAUAAUCGCUGAUUAUUUUAUCCUUUUAACUCAGCUGAAAAUCCAAUGCUUUUCCUGUCAGACCAAAGCAAUCCGUCCUCGCCUCCAUCUCUCCUCUCACGUCGACAGCGUGCCUUACUACUGAACCUAAUUUUUUUACUCGCGGUGAGGUUUUUGUGGCUGAGAACGGUGGCGAGGCGUUAUGUAAAGCCCGAACCGCCAUCAUUUCUUCCUUCUUCUUGGCCUUUUUCAGCGCUCAGUGAACACUAGUGGCAUAUGAGCUUAAUGUAUCCUGACAGGCUGACAGUGAACUAGCUGAGGGAGGAGGUGGCAGUGAAAAAUAAGAGGAGGAGGAGGAGGAGGAGGAGGGGUGGCAGAGGAAGCAGUUUGCGUCACUCGCUCAGUGGGAGGGACUGAGAGCUUGUUUUGCCCUCACUCAGACAACCGACCAAUCACACGAGCCGUACAAGGAGCACGCAGCAGCUCCAACAACAACAACUUGUUUUUGCUCCUAAUGGCUCUGCACAGAAACCCAGUGUGAAUAUGUUGGCCUUCAGCCUGUGAAAUAAAUCCACUUUUAUGUUAUUGUUUUGUUUCAUUUGCAUAAUCUGUCUGACAGGACUGAAUACGAGAAGCAGAAAACUACAGUGUUAUUUAUAAUUGUAUGGAAGUAGGGUCUGUGAAGCACAAGCUCUAUGUCAUUGAUGCUGAUUGUGAUAUAAAUGUAACUGAAGGAUGAGGUUGCCAGGUAAUAAGAUUAUAAUUAAUAACGUAUUGUAUUUUUUGUGGAAUAUUUUAUAGAUUUUAUUCAAUAAUACAGUAAAAAUACCCUAACCGUC